AUGGGGCUUCACGAUCAUUACCCUGCGUAUGGAGGGCGCGGACCAACUGAUUUACACCUGGGCUUAGGCCUUGGGGCAACUGCAACCAUAUUUAUGGCCAUGCGUGUCUAUGUGAGACUUCGAGUGAACAAAUUCGGUACUACAGCUUUGAUCUGGUCUCUUGUGGCUUGGUUUAUCACUGCUAUCACACAAACGUUCGGUGUUAUAUCUAUUCUCCAUGGACUCGGAAAUAAGAUCGAAGUUGUCAAGGAAACUGGGCAACUGGGCAACUAUUUACUAUUUACAUGGAUAACGGUGUUCUUCUUCAACAUGGCAAUCCCAAUCGGAAAGGUUGCAGUAUGCGCGUUUUUGAUUGAGAUGAAUGCACAAGGCAGUGCGUAUCCAUUCGGGCCCACUCUUAUCUUGAAGAUCUUACUGACUGUAUCUCAAGACCGCAGAAUUCGUCAAAGUCUUGUCGCUCUCGCCGUAUUCAAUAUCGUUGUCAAUAUUCCCCAAAUCCUUCUCGCCUGGUUACAAUGCAGCCCACCAAAAGCACUAUGGGACCCUUUACGACAGGAUCUAUGCAACCACAAGAACGCUGUCCACUACACCUACUUCGUCGGUGCAGUAGCCGCAGUCUCCGAUUUCUACCUCGCCAUCAUCCCCGUUACCAUGCUCGCCCCACUUCACAUCGAUCGCAAACUCAAAUGGGGUUUAAGUUUCCUCAUGGGCGUCGGUGUGUUCGCCGGAGCCGCAGCCAUCGUCCGAACAUGGGCAGCGAAAUUCAUUCUAAGUGAUGACCCUUCAUAUGGUGUUGGCACUCUAUUCCGCUGGGGUGAAGUCGAAGAAUGGGUCGUCCUCAUUUCAAUGUCCAUUCCACCCGUGUGGCCUCUAUUCCGUCCCUUCACGACCAAGUUCAUCAAGUCCCAUGGAAGCUCUGGUCCGCAGAACAACUAUCAGUAUAAUCAGUAUGGGUCGACGGUACGAGGAACAAUGAACCCGCACGGUGAAGCACCCAUGAUCACGACUACUAUUUCGAUUUCGUCUACCAAGGGUGUGACGGCUUCCGCUGAGCCUGUGGGAUCUUCUUCAUCUUCCAGUGAUUCGUUAUCUCGAUUCGAAGAGGAUGAGCCUGAGACACCUCACACGGUUCUGAACGGCAAUGGUGACCCAGAGGGAUGGGUGGAAAUGUCUCAUUAUAAGAAUCGCAAGCCUCAGUAA
Molecule: messenger RNA, 1200 nt
Organism: Penicillium odoratum
Lineage: Eukaryota; Fungi; Ascomycota; Eurotiomycetes; Eurotiales; Aspergillaceae
Exons: 3
Coding region: 1-1200 (399 amino acids)
Source: RefSeq, a predicted model, not a curated record